AACUGAUUUAAACUAUUGCCAGGCAACGAGGUCUAGCCUGUGCUACGGACCUCUCAAACAUACACUGCCAAGUGAUAUAUUAAGAUAAGGACUGCCAGGCCUGACGUCGCACAUAUUGCACCCUCGGUGAGCGGAGCGAGUUUUCACGAUGAUUGAAAGACCAUUAAAAGAAACUGCAUCCGUCGAGACUCUGCUGUGAUUAUUGCCGAGGGCAGCUACAGUGAAAACUCGACUGCACGAGCCAUUCACCACGUCGUGCCGGCUCAGCCAGCGGAUACGAGAUCAUCUGACGUCCUGCACGUCAACGUACGGAGGCCAAUGCUGCAGUAGGAGACUUGGCUGACUAAAAGUUAAAGCCAAUAAUAAAUAUAAGAAAAUAGUCAAUGUUAAGGUGGUAAAUCGAUUUAAAGCUGUCUGCUAAGCUAAUUCAUUGUAUGCACAAUUAACGAGCUCAAGAACAGCCAUAUCAUAUCGUGCAUAAAUACAGUCGUAAAGCAGAGAGCUAUAUAGUUAAAGAGGGCCCUUAACCAUCUAUGUCAUUUCAUGAGAACUUAAUUCCCGAACGUGUAUUAAUGUUUAAAGGGUAAAAAUUGUCUGACUGUAGAGCAUUAGCAGUACUAUUGUUUGUGACAUUUUGUAUCAUUCAUGUUUUGCUCAUCUUAGCGUGUCCAAGUGUAAAUGUCUGAUGUGAGUGGUAUAUAGUUAAAGGUAAAGUUAAAGUCACCAUUCACUUAAAUUGAGUUUAGACAUAAAACACUGUAAGACUAUAGUUAAAGCACAAACAGAGGAAAAAGGGCAACAAAAUGUCACUACCUGCUAAAGAAACAGACAAACCCCCAGAGACACAAGUCAGGUCCAGCUCUCGUGAACGAAGUCUAACACAAAAAGCCCUAGAGUUGCAAGAAAAUGAAGCUAAGAAAAACGAAAAGGCAUUCAAUAAAGCCUACGACUCUUGGAAGCAGACAGCAAGAGAGGUUAGACUAAGACUGAAAGAUUUCUGCUCAGCUGAAGACCUAAAUAGAUGCACAGAGGACACAGAAUCCAAAUAUGUCAUAGUACAGCAACAUUAUGAGCCCAUUCGACGCAACCAUACCACUACUCCAGAUAUUGCCAAGAAAAUGGAUGCAUGUGUCACUCUUACAGCUGAGAUUCGUGAAUUACUCAGUAAAAGGCAAGAGAAUAUAGAUGAGGUUUUCAACGACCAACUUGAGAAGGAGAGAGUGAGGGCGGCGCUAAAUAAGAAUGAGUAUGGCUCUGUCUUUGGAAACACGAACACAGAAACUGUAAUCUCAGAGUCAUCACGAGAACCAAGUAACACCUCCAGCUCCUCUAGUAAACGUGCAGAUGCAGAAGCAGACCUUGCAGCCAAACAAGAACAGGCAAAAGCUACACGAAGUUUACAUGGCCAACAAGCAAGACUCGAUAAACUGGAGAGUGAAUGGAAACUCAAGGAAACACAAAUGCUGGCAGAAAUCAAACAGAAGGAGGCUGAAAUGAAGUUAAAGCUAGAAGAGGAAAAAACAAGGUUACAACAGCUACAUGUAGAUAAUGAAGUAAAAGUAGCAGCAGCUCGAGUGAGAGCGUACAGACAUUUUGAUGGGUUUGAAAGUUGUGAAGAAGAGGUCGACCACACAUCUCAACAUGGUGGCCGAAAUACCGACCACAAACCCCCCCCCCCACUAAAUCCACAAGCAAAGCCAUUCCGGCUUCAUCCUGCACCGCCUGAAGCGCCAACGUCUCAGGAAGAAGUCAGCCUAACCCAGGCAAUUGCAAGCUCUUUUACGCUGAAUCGUCUACCUGUCCCAGAACCAACAACGUUUACUGGCGAUCCUUUGAAGUUCAUAGACUGGAAGAUGUCCUUCAUGGCCCUCAUUGGAAAUAAGCCCCUCCCAGUUGGUGAAAAGAUGCUCUAUCUAAAGAGUUACCUCGCAGGGGAGGCGCGCAAGGCUGUAGAAGGAUUUUUCUACAGAAACUCAGAAGAUGCAUAUCACAGUGCCUGGGCAGUCUUGCGAGAUAGAUAUGGAAACCCCUUUAUUGUCCAAAAGGCUUUCAGAGACAAGCUCAUGAAGUGGCCCAAGAUAGAUUUAAACGACCCCAUAGCACUCAGAGAGUUUGCAGAUUUCCUUCAAGGUUGUGUUGAAGCUAUUCCCCAUGUAAAGGGCCUGUCCAUCCUAAACGAUUGCGAGGAAAAUCACAAGCUUCUCCAAAAACUGCCUGAGUGGAUGGUUCACAGGUGGAGUCGGAUUGUUGUUGAAGAGUUAGAUACAUUUGGAGACUAUCCAAGUUUUGCACGUUUUACAGAGUUUACACAAAAGGAAGCUAGAAUAGCUUGUAAUCCCUUUGUAUUCCCCCUCCUGAUGAAAAACACCAAGACCACAGAUGAGAGGUUUCUCAGGAGAACGAAAGCACUCAACACCAGUACUGAAAUGAAUGAACCCAACUCAGAGACAUUUGUAACUUCAAACUCAAAACCAUGGCCACCUUGUUUAGUUUGUAAGGAUGAAACACAUGGUAUUGCAAGGUGCCCAACCUUUACAGCAAAGACUACAGACGAGAAGAAAACUUUGAUUCACGAAAAUAACCUUUGCUUCGGGUGCCUAGGAAAGGGGCACAUUUCCAAAAACUGCAAAAGGCGACACACCUGCAGCACAUGCAGUCGACGUCACCCAACCUGCUUACAUAUAGAAACAGACAAAAGACCUGCAGAGACAUCAGGCAAAUAUUCUGCUGCCACAGGAGAACAUACUAGUAAGGAGAUCCACAAAGUUAUGUCCCAUGCAGUGACAAAGCAUACUUCUGCCACCUCUAGCAUUGUUCCAGUUCUGGUGUCGUCAACAAUGGAUCCAGAUAGAGAAAUUCUCACUUAUGCCCUACUGGACACACAAAGUGAUUCAACCUUCAUUUUGGAAGAUUUAGUUACUGAACUAGACGUGGACACUCAAUCAGUGCAGCUGAAACUCAGUACAAUGACAGCGGCUAACACAGUCAUUGCAAGUAAGACUGCCAGUGGUCUUCAAGUUCGGGGACUCAACUCUGAAGCCUAUGUCAAACUACAGCAGACCUACACACGAGACUUCAUACCAGUUGAAAGGUCUCAUAUCCCCACUAAAAGAACAGCACUCCAAUGGCCUCAUCUCAAACACUUAGCAAACAAGCUACCACCACUUCAAGACUGCGAGGUAGGAUUGCUAAUUGGUUAUGACUGCCCAUCAGCGUUGGCUCCCUUGGAAGUUGUCACAGGAGGCGAAAACAAACCUUUCGCACAAAGAACCGUGCUUGGAUGGAGCAUCAUUGGCUCAGCCAAUCCCCAUUUGGAUAGACAGGGACACCAAAGCUUCGUACAUCGAGUCACAGUGAAAGAGAUGCCAACACCAUCAGCCACCGACGUGCUGAAAGUCUUGGAAUCAGACUUCAAUGAAAAAUGCUACGAAGACAAGUAUGUGUCCCAAGAUGAUGUUCGCUUCAUGCAACUCCUUAGUGACAACAUUAGGCAGAAGGAAGACACGUACUCGGCCAAAAGGUGGCGACGAGUGCAAUACCUGACCGAACAGUUCUGGAGUCGGUGGAAGAAAGAAUACCUCCAGAACGUUUCCUUAAGACAAAAGUGGCACAUACCCCAGCGCAACCUGAAGGUUAACGACAUAGUCAUUAUCAAGGAAGACAUGCUUCCAAGGAAUCAGUGGCAGCUAGGACGAGUGGUCGAGACAACUGAAGGGACCGAUGGUUUGGUUCGUUGAGUCAAGGUGCAAGUUGGAGAUCGCAAAUCAACAAAGAAACAAGAUUACACCUCCAAACCCUCGAUCAUAGAACGUCCUAUUCAGAAGCUAGUUUUACUCAUUGAAGGUGAAUAAUUGGCUAAAAUACACUUGCAUCAGACAUACUAGUAAACAUGUUUGCUAAGGCGACAAAGCUUAUUUGUGUGUGAACCACCAUACCUUUAAGUGUGUUUUGUUUUUUGACGGUCUAGAAAUCCUGUAUGAUUCACCCAGUUUGUUUACCUCGUUAAGUUUGUUCAUCAGGACAGGAUAUGGUGGGAGUGUAACUGACCGCUACGUUAUUUAAUAUGCAUGGUUAGGGGCGGGCGUAGGUAUGGGUGUGACGCUGCGAACCCCGGAAUCAUAACUGAUUUAAACUAUUGCCAGACAACGAGGUCUAGCCUGUGCUACGGACCUCUCAAACAUACACGUAAGUUACUGAAUUGCCACGAAUAUUGUGUUAUAUAAUCGGUUUAUAUUGGUUUUCAUUGAAACUGUGUGUGUUGUUCCUUGGCUCAACUGUUCAUAGUGCCAAGUGAUAUAUUAAGAUAAGGACUGCCAGGCCUGACGUCGCACAUAUUGCACCCUCGGUGAGCGGAGCGAGGUACGUUACAGGGACUGUAUUACAAGUGUUUGUUUGAUCCGUGAAUAUAUAUUUGUGAUUUAAUCAAUGACUUGUACUUGUUCUAUGUCUGUAUAUAUUUUAGUUUUCACGAUGAUUGAAAGACCAUUAAAGAAACUGCAUCCGUC
Molecule: messenger RNA, 4505 nt
Organism: Gymnodraco acuticeps
Lineage: Eukaryota; Metazoa; Chordata; Actinopteri; Perciformes; Bathydraconidae
Exons: 3
Coding region: 804-3737 (977 amino acids)
Molecular function (GO): nucleic acid binding; zinc ion binding
Source: RefSeq, a predicted model, not a curated record